CGGAGUCGAUGGCUGUGAGAUAGCACUUGUGUGAAGGAGUAAAUUUGUCAUAAUUGAUGAAUGCACUGAGCGGAUACUUGCUGAGCGUUUGGAAGGUAGUAUAUGUGACAUAAUCCUUCAGACGGGUGUUCGGUAUGCGUGCUCGUUGCCCACGACCAACUAUAGGAUCCGGUGUGGGUGCUGCCUCGUUGGCAGUGGUUGGUGCCUCGUCGGGUAGAUGGUCCGUCAGUGCAGUACUGGUGCUGCCUCCAGUGCUGGCAGCGCUGGACGACGUCAUGUCGCCCGCUGCUACGGGUGCGGUGUCUUCGGUUGCUGGAAGGGGCUCCGACGCUGGGUUGUCGGUGGCGGCGUCAAAGACCGUAGGUGCUGCAGCACCAGGUCGUCUUGGGGGCCGUGUGAUCAGAUCCUCCUCCAUUGGUAAUGGGCCGUCCGACACUGGAAUUGGUUGAUCGGUCUCUUUAUCUGAAAGGGUUAGAUAUGGAAAAAUAUUUUCCAAAAAAAUAACAUCACGGGAAACAAUUAUUUUCCCCGUGUCGGGGCAAUAAAUUCUCCAUCCCUUC
Cuscuta campestris is the source of this 560-nucleotide messenger RNA. NCBI's taxonomy places the organism in Eukaryota, Viridiplantae, Streptophyta, Magnoliopsida, Solanales, Convolvulaceae. The record is from the annotation of a GenBank genome assembly.